AGCUAUCCCAUAAUUCACGACCACGUGAAUCGACACAUGUUGUGGUGAUCUGUUGUUGUGUUCAGUCAUAUCAAGAUAGUAAUCAAGCCACAGACAGAAAUGUUCAGAAACGUCGUGUCGCAGCUCAUUCCAACCCUACAGAGAGAGUUCUGCACAUCGGCUACGUUACGACAAACCUAUGAGAAAUGUAUAAAUCAGGUAACACUACUUGGAAGAGUAGGUGCAGAUCCAAUGCUGCGAGGAACUGAACAGCACCCAGUUGUAAUAUUCUCCAUGGCAACAAACAUGGUGUACACAGAUGCCAAUCAAGAGCGGACACAGAAGGCAGAGUGGCAUCGCAUCAGUAUAUUUAAGCCCACUCUCAGAGAACCAAUGAUGAAUUACCUGAAGAAAGGCAUGCGUGUUCACGUCAGCGGUCGGCUGAGUUACGGAAUGAUCACAGACGCGAGCGGCGUACAGAGGAGUACAACCAGCAUCGUUGCCGAUGAUGUCAUAUUCCUGAGCAGUUCACGUGACAGUGGGCAAGAUUUGGCAGCGAGCACCGACGAACCAUUAUAGAACUCGAUGCAUGUUUUCUUGGCAUUCCUUGUCUUAAGUUGGUAUAUAUUCAACCAGUGUCAUAGUGUAGAUUGGACUGUAGCAGCAACAUAUGCUGUUUAGUGUGCCUUGUUUUGGCUGAAUGCCUGUCGUUAAAACGGGUAUGGCUAUCGUGUGAGAAAGUUGUCAUGAGCGCUACCAUGAACGUAUCUGUAUGAGUAUGUUCACGUUUUUGGUGCUACAGCAACCUAAAAUAUUGGCCCAGAAUCGUGUUUUACAGUUAAGGUGUUUAUGAAGGAUAGAGUAUUGUGGCCAAUUUUAGCAUUCCUUCAGUCAUGGGAACCAUGCAGAUAAAUUUCAUUGUGGAUAUCAUGUUGUCUUUUAUAUACGAAAGUUUACAGCAAUCGUCGAAGAGAUAAAUAAAUGUAAACGUCCAAGUAGUUCACGUGAUGUUAAUUGUCAAAGGAUCCUAAAUAAAACGAUAGUUUCAUUUGUAUAAAA
Priapulus caudatus is the source of this 1038-nucleotide messenger RNA. Its product is annotated as single-stranded DNA-binding protein, mitochondrial-like. The coding region runs from base 100 to 558 and encodes 152 amino acids. The transcript has 6 exons. Gene Ontology annotation, biological process: positive regulation of helicase activity; mitochondrial DNA replication. Lineage: Eukaryota; Metazoa; Priapulida; Priapulimorpha; Priapulimorphida; Priapulidae. The record is from RefSeq and is a predicted model, not a curated record. Gene Ontology annotation, molecular function: single-stranded DNA binding. Gene Ontology annotation, cellular component: mitochondrial nucleoid.